CCCUGGUGUCAAUAUUCAGUGGUUAUUCAGUGUGUUAAAAUAAAGGAUAAGAUUUUGCAUGUUGCAAAGCCAUCCUCUCGGCUGUUUUUUGUAGCAUUUGAAAGAGUUAAGCCUAAAACCGGAAUGUCUUGGGAAUGUUGGCAGAGAGAAGCGAGAGCUGCUUUUUUUUUCACCCUGGAUGGAAUCCCAGCACUCUGAAAGCUAAGUGAUGACUUUGGAUCUAACUAUGUUUCUUGGUUCCACUGCAGAGAGCUGGGAAGUGAGAUGCAAAGUAACCGAGAAGCCCUUUGUAAGGGAUGUCUGAUUCCCUGCCUGUCCCAGGACAGAUAUUUUUACCUUGUCCCUAGUGAUUCCUGGGGGCAGCAGAAUUUGAUAUGAGAAGAUACAUAUGGAUCCUUGAAAGAAAUAAUUUCCUUAAGGAGGGGAAAGAAACAUCCCAACCGGCUUAUUUUGGCUGCAGCUGUUUCUCCUUUGAUGGAAAUCAUUGUGACACUUGAACCUUGCAUUUCAUAAGGAGUCUAGGAAUUAGCUAACUGCCUUUGAUAGGGGGUGCUGGGUCUUUCAUGAGACUAGCUGGCAUGGCUGCCGUACUUUUUGGCUUUGAGGAUCUGCUCUACAGUUGGGACAGCCUGGUGUGGAACUUGACUUCACGGGCUCUAAGGACUUGCCGGUUUGGAAAUCUGCGGGUCCUGCAGCUGAUGCUGAAGCCAUGGUGCAUUUCCAGAGCGGUUUACCAGAUGACGGAGGGCCGCCGAUGUCAAGUGCACCUCCUCGAUGACAGGAAGCUGGAACUUCUUGUGCAGCCAAAGCUUCUGGCCAAGGAGCUGCUCGACCUGGUGGCAUCUCAUUUCAACCUGAAGGAGAAAGAAUACUUUGGAAUUGCCUUCACAGAUGAAACGGGACAUUUAAAUUGGCUUCAGCUGGACCGUAGAGUGCUAGAACAUGACUUUCCCAAAAAGUCAGGACCGGUUGUUUUGUACUUCUGUGUCAGGUUCUACAUUGAGAGCAUAUCUUAUUUAAAGGAUAAUGCCACCAUCGAGUUGUUUUUCUUGAAUGCAAAGUCCUGUAUUUACAAGGAACUCAUUGAGGUUGACAGCGAGGUGGUGUUUGAAUUGGCCGCUUACAUCUUGCAGGAGGCGAAAGGAGAUUUUGCAAGCAAUGAAAUUGUAAAGACCGACUUGAAGAAGCUUCCAGCCCUUCCAACGCAAGCCCUGAAGGAGCACCCUUCCCUUGCUUACUGUGAGGACAGAGUCAUCGAGCAUUACAAGAAACUGAGUGGUCAGACAAGAGGCCAAGCAAUUGUAAAUUACAUGAGCAUUGUAGAAUCCCUCCCAACGUAUGGAGUCCAUUAUUAUGCAGUAAAGGACAAGCAGGGAAUUCCUUGGUGGUUAGGACUUAGCUACAAGGGCAUUUUUCAGUACGACUACCAUGACAAAGUGAAACCAAGAAAGAUCUUCCAAUGGAGGCAGCUGGAGAACCUGUACUUCCGAGAGAAGAAGUUUUCCGUGGAAGUUCAUGACCCGCGCAGAGUCAGAGGAAACCCUGGCAUAAACACAGCUCAUUCUAUCCUCUUGUCUAGGGCAUCUGUGACCAGGAGAACGUUUGGGCACAGUGGCAUUGCUGUGCAUACAUGGUACGCCUGCCCUGCAUUGAUCAAGUCCAUUUGGGCUAUGGCCAUUAGCCAGCACCAGUUCUACCUGGACAGAAAGCAGAGUAAGUCCAAGAUUCAUGCUGCAAGAAGCCUAAGUGAAAUCGCUAUUGACCUGACUGAAACUGGAACGCUGAAGACUUCAAAACUAGCCAACAUGGGAAGCAAAGGCAAAAUUAUCAGCGGCAGCAGUGGCAGUCUUUUGUCAUCAGGUUCCCAAGAGUCGGAUAGCUCUCAGUCUGCCAAGAAAGACAUGCUGGCUGCAUUGAAAUCCAGGCAGGAAGCUCUGGAAGAGACACUGCGCCAGCGACUGGAGGAACUAAAGAAACUGUGUAUCCGAGAAGCGGAGCUCACAGGAAAGCUGCCCAGGGAAUACCCCCUAGAUCCAGGGGAGGAGCCACCUAUUGUAAGGAGAAGAAUAGGGACUGCCUUUAAACUGGAUGAACAGAAAAUACUGCCUAAAGGAGAGGAAGCCGAGCUGGAGCGCCUGGAGAGGGAAUUUGCAAUUCAGUCACAGAUCACUGAGGCUGCUCGGCGACUGGCCAGCGACCCCAAUGUCAGCAAAAAGCUGAAGAAACAAAGGAAAACCUCCUACCUUAAUGCCCUAAAGAAACUGCAGGAGAUCGAAAACGCCAUCAACGAGUACCGCAUCAAAUCUGGAAAGAAGCCAACGCAGAGAGCCUCCCUGAUCAUAGACGAAGGAAACAUCGCCAGUGAAGAUAGCUCCCUCUCAGAUGCCCUUGUUCUUGAGGACGAGGAUUCUCAGGUUACCAGCACAAUAUCCCCCUUACAGUCCCCUCACAAAGGACUCCCUCCCCGGCCGCCCCUACAUAACCGACCACCUCCUCCACAAUCGUUGGAAGGACUCAGACAAAUGCACUACCACCGGAAUGAUUAUGACAAAUCCCCUAUCAAGCCCAAGAUGUGGAGCGAGUCAUCCCUGGAUGAACCCUACGAGAAGGUCAAGAAACGCUCCUCACACAGUCAUUCCAGUCAUAAGCGGUUCCCCAGCACAGGAAGCUGUGCAGAGGCAGGAGGGAGCAGCUCUCUGCAAAAUAGCCCCAUCAGGAGCCUCCCGCAUUGGAAUUCCCAGUCCAGCAUGCCAUCCACACCAGAUCUACGGCUACGCAGUCCGCAUUAUGUCCAUUCCACAAGGUCAGUAGACAUCAGCCCGACCAGAAUGCACAGCUUGGCUCAGCACUUUAGACACAGAAGCUCCAGCUUAGAGUCACAAGGCAAGCUCCUUGGGUCAGAGAACGAGACGGGGAGCCCCGAUUUCUACACCCCAAGGACUCGUAGCAGUAAUGGCUCUGACCCCAUGGACGACUGCUCUUCCUGCACCAGCCAUUCCAGCUCUGAGCACUACUACCCUGCUCAGAUGAACCCCAACUACUCCACUCUGGCCGAGGAUUCCCCCUCAAAAGCCAGAGAGCGGCAGAGACAAAGACACAAAUCUGCGGGAAACCUGGUCUCGUCUAAUUCAGGGAGUAUGCCCAACCUGGCGGCACGGAACGGAACCGGGCACCCCGGCGUCUAUCUGCACAGCCAGAGCCAGCCUUCCUCUCAGUACAGGAUCAAAGAGUACCCCCUGUACAUCGAAGGCAGCUCCACACCCGUGGUGGUGCGCAGCCUGGAGAACGACCAGGAGGGACACUACAGCGUGAAAGCACAAUUUAAAACCUCCAACUCCUACACGGCAGGGGGGAUGUUUAAAGAGAACUGGCCUGGGGACGAAGUGGACUCGGUGAGACUGACCCCCUCCCGUUCUCAGAUCAUAAGGACUCCGUCUCUGGGCAGAGAAGGCCAUGAGAAGGGCUCGGGCAGGACUGCAGUAUCAGACGAACUCCGGCUGUGGUACCAGCGGUCCACAGCCUCCCACAAGGAGCACAGCCGCCUGUCGCACACAAGCUCCACCUCCUCAGACAGCAGCUCCCAAUACAGCACAUCUUCUCAAAGCACCUUUGUGGCACACAGCAGGGUAACGAGGAUGCCUCAAAUGUGUAAAGCAACAUCAGCUGCCUUACCUCACAGCCAGAGGAGUUCAACACCAUCUAGUGAACUAGCAGCUACACCACCAAGCAGUCCCCACCACAUCGUAGCAUGGCAGACUGGGAACUACACCGAUAGCUGUUUCCUGGAUUCUCCCCUCUAUCCAGAACUAGCAGAUGUCCAGUGGUAUGGACAGGAAAAAGCCAAGCCUGGGACUCUAGUGUGAACCCCUGACCUCAAUCGGAUCACAUCAAUGCCAUUCUGAGAUCACCUCACUGCCUCUCAUUUGCCUUACCCAGAUGCACUGUCGCCCGGCACCAGCUUCAGUGCUAAGCACUUUUCUCGAAAUGCGAUUCGAGACGCCAUUACAGAUACUGGCCCCCAGGAUGCUUCCGCAACCACCAACAGAUAGCAGUGUUUCAAAGCAGAUUGCCAUGGACUGAGAUACAACUCCUCUUGCUCAAAGGGCCGGGAGGUGGGGACAACAUAUAUGAAUAAGUAUGUUAGCAGCCAGAUGGCAGGGUUUUUUUUCUUUAAAAUACUGAAAGCCUUUCAAGGUAUAAGUACAAUCUUAUUGGUCUAUGGCAUGGGAAAAUAGUAAGAUUUCUACAGCUUGCAAUCUGAAGCCAACAAAACAUUAGUUAAGAUGGCGAGAAACAGUAGUUGUGAAAUAUAUUCCUUACUCCUGAAGUAUUUAUUUGGAGUAAAGAAAAGCUCCUCUUGCUUCAGAGAUGUGUCAGAAUAUCGCAAUCAGUUCACUGCUGCCAAGAUAUCAGAAUUCCUACGAGACGAGCGCAUGGGCAGCGUCUCUGUAAAUUUGCCCAUUUCCUACAAUUUGAAAACUGUUUUUACUUCCUUCCUCAGUUCAAGCCCUUCCAAAAAAUAAAACAACAACCACCACCACCCAUUGGGAUGAAGACACACCAGAGCUCUGGACUGGGAUCGUAAAAUCAGUCUUGAAAAGCUGCUGUUUAAACUGGACAGACACAAAGGUUUACAAGGGUAUUAUCUAAAGCAGAGGCAAGUACUGCUACUCUUAGCAUCUCUGGCUGACACAGGCUAACCACCAACACAUAUAAUUUUUUUUGUAACAUGAUAAAUUAAGGUGAAAAUUGCCAAAAGCCGUUCUAUGAAUAGAAAUAACCAAUAAAGGAUAUCCUAUUUAUGCACAAAGUGUUUAACAUGAAAUCAAAGGAAAGCACAUUACAAGCUAAUCGACAUGGUAACGCCACAUUAGCAUAACAGUUCUGAUUAUUACGCUUUUGGUAGUGCCAGUGUAGCAAAGGGCUCAUCACCAAAGUAUUGCUAUCCAAGGGACCCCGCUAUGUUAUAAAGCGGAGGGUUCAGUCGUGUUCUCUACUAACCCGCGGACUAGGCAAAUUUUCAGAUUGCAGGAAGGGACCAUAAUAAAUAAAAGCUAAUUAAUUAGUAACCUUGAUGCACUCGACACAGACUCUAGUUGUCCACGGAUACCAAAAGGAAACACAGGAGAGAGUCGUGACAGGAGCGGCAAGUUUACAUGUACUUUGGAGCAAUGCUUUACACAUGUGGAGCCAUCAAACAGCCUCAGAGACACUUUUGUACUGAACUAGUGCACACGCUAGGUGGGGGGUUGAAACUGGCACGUCUCAUCUUCGCUACGGUGCUAUGCUGUUUUUAUUGUCACUAGAUGGGACAGGUUCUCGCCCCAUUUGUGCAUGCGGAUGACGAUUUCCUAUGGGAAAGGCAAUUAAAGAAAUGGCUGGAGGGGGUUACUUUGUGAAAAGCAGAAACUGAUGUUAGCUUUAGUUUAAAGAAAUAAAGUGUGCUUGCGUGCGUGCGUGUGUGUUCGAAGAAUAAUGCUAGUCUGCCAGACAAGGAGGGCAGGAAAUUUAAAAGUAAACUUGAGGGCUGCCACACCUUUUUCUUGUAAUAGUAUCGCUGGAAAACUGUUUGACCAGAAGCUUUCAAGAGCACAGAUUCCCCAUAACUAGGCUUAGAAAGAUCAGGGAUAGGGAGAGUGUUUAAAAAUGAAUGUUAGCAGUUACUACAAGUGCUUGUUUCUACAUCGUUUAUACAUGUAUUGACUUAUUUUAAUAUUCUGCACUUAUCUGCUACCUUGCAGUCUCCCAAUACUCCUGGGAGGCACCGUAGGAACUGUGGCUGGGGGCCAGUGAGGCACGGGGUGGUUAUCUGACUUGCCCAAGAGCAUGUAGGAGGAAAUAGAACUCAGAUCUAACUUCUGUGCUGUUAGCUAUAAAAAAUACCUCUCCAUAGAGCUGACAAAUUUUUGCACUGGCAGGAAAUUUAAAUUUAAAACACUAAAGCCUCUGUUUGCCAAAAGCUAGGAAUGGGUGACGGGAUGGAUCACUUGAUGAUUACCUGUUCUGUUCAUUCCCUCUGGAGCACCUGGCAUUGGCCACUGUUGGAAGACAGGAUACUGGGCUAGAUGGACCUUUGGUCUGACCCAAUAUGGCCAUUCUUAUAUACUAAUCAUUCCAAACAUAACGUCUGUGGAAGUCAAGAAUCAUUAGAUAUUUAGAAAUAAAAAACAUAAUUGACAAUAAUAAUCAAUCUUGCUAACCAAGCACAAGGCAGAUCUGACAACCAGGAGAGUGCACCUGUUCAUCUAAAAGUGCAGAAUACCAAGUGUGUUUAAUUUUCCCUCUCUAAAUAUGAAUUGCUAACGAGGGGCUUGUUCUUAUUGCCCCUCCUCUGUUUUUGGAUGGAGAGAAGACAUCAUUGAUUAAUAUCCAUUGCUGAUUAAACUCUAAUCCUUCCAAGUCUAACUACAAACAGAGGGCCCAAGUUAAUCACCAGGCAGGAAUUAGCCCAAGAAGUUCCGGGGCUUUGAGCAACUGUCUAUAUUUUCAUUUCCCUUGUAAAUAAUUUUUCUGUGUAGCCUUUUUUAUUUAAAAGGAUUCACGCCCAGCAGCACAACAAGGCCUCUGGACUACUGUAAUACAAAUUACUAAUCAAAAUUAAUGGCUCCAGAAUCAGAGCAGGCCCUGCAGUUUUGCACAGGGGCAAAGGGGUGGCAGCCCUGAAGUGCAUGAUGUAAGUCACAUUGCAAACAAUUUGGUCAGCCUGCAUUGCCAACAGGCUGGAGAUCAGAAAAAUCUUUUGAGAAACGGAUUGGGUUUUGCGUUGUGGUCUGCUUCUCUGGUUUGCAAUCAAGGCACACGUGAGCUAGUCUGGUAGUAAAGACAGAUUAAGUAAAACAGGUUUUACUGUUUAGCUCAAUUCAAUUCUACACAAAUGUACAUACAAUGUUAAUCAAAUUAGAUUAACAUGGUUAAGUAUAACAUGGAGGGGUAAAACAGAACUGUUAUAUACAAGCACUUGACUACCAACUUACCAACCUCUUUUUUUUUUUUUUUUUUUUUUUUUAAAUAAAGGCCCUUUUCGGAUAUAAAGCCACUGUUACAUUCUUAGUCUCUACGUAUGAAACUCCCUUGGUUUAGCCAGAAGCACGGUGUAUGCAUACACCAGGCCAUAUUGUGAGGCAGGGUUUAUUUUUAAAUGAUACUAUAUGCAGUCGAGUGUUGAAAAGGUCACAUUUGUUUUCCCUCUGUAUUAGUUUUAGUUUUGGACAUAGCAAACCCCAUUCAGGUGCUAUCAGAUGACCAGUUACUGCUUAGUUAACUAGAUGUAAAGUUUUACAUAUAUAUUAAUGUCAAUAGUUUUAUUACAAGUUGUGUAAAAUGGAUUCUCUAGUUUAAACAGGAAAAAAAUUAGGUCUCUCUCUGAAACUGAUUUUAGAGCAUGUAAAAUGAUUUUACUGGAUUCUGUUCACCUGUAAUCAAGGGACAAAUAUGUAUGGUGUAGAAAAAAUUGCAGAAUUUAAAAAAAAAAUCUGCUUUUAAUUUAUUCUUUUUGUAUUAAGAAUUUGUAUAGUUACCUUUACAUUUUGCAAAACAGUGUUGUCAACACUUCCUUAUUAAAGCAUUUUCAAAAUGAAA
Dermochelys coriacea (leatherback sea turtle) is the source of this 7578-nucleotide messenger RNA. It is a transcript of the gene FRMD4A, whose product is annotated as FERM domain containing 4A. Lineage: Eukaryota; Metazoa; Chordata; Testudines; Dermochelyidae. The transcript is spliced from 23 exons. The coding region runs from base 564 to 3863 and encodes 1099 amino acids. Gene Ontology annotation, biological process: establishment of epithelial cell polarity. Gene Ontology annotation, cellular component: bicellular tight junction; adherens junction; cytoskeleton. The record is from RefSeq and is a predicted model, not a curated record.